AUGUCGAUAGCUGAUGAACAGAAGUGGCCGUAUUGGGACCAACAAGAACAAGCAGCGGCAUACGAGAAGUUGACAUCAGAUGAGCAGACGACCUUGACUGGUGUAGAUUUCACUGGGGCCCUUUACGUUAAGGAGAAAUCCGGAAGUGAAUCCAAGGCUUACGUCUGUUUGUUCAUGUGCGCUUGUACACGCGCUGUACAUCUUGAAGUGGUUAUGAACCUGUCCGAAGAAUCUUUCCUCAACGCUUUCGGAAGGUUUUCCAGCCGGAAAUCGUUACCAACACCAAUGAUUUCUGACAAUGCGACUACGUAUAUGGCAGCAGCUUCUCAUCUGAAGAAAUUGUUCCAGUCCCCCUCCCUACAAGAAACGCUACGUAACCAGGACACAGAAUGGAGAUUUAUACCGAAACGAGCACCGUGGUAUGGCGGAUGGUGGGAGAGACUGAAUGGCCUAACCAAAACUUCCAUGAAGAAGACACUUGGACGUGCUAACGUUAGUCUUGAAUCACUUCAAACUAUCUUAACGGAAAUUGAGGCUACGAUGAAUGAUAGACCAAUAACCCAUGUAUCGACCAGCAUUGACGAUCCAGAGCCCCUGACCCCGACGCAUCUUUUAUACGGCCGGAGAGUGACGACCCUUCCAUAUCCCGGCAACCCUGACGAUUCUACGAUGAUCCCAAACCUAGACCAUUCCCAGAUCAACAAAAGAGCUAAGUUACAAGCUCAAAUCAUAAGUCAGUUCCAAAAGAGGUGGAAGUUCGAGUACCUGACGGGUCUUCGUGAAUACCAUAGGGCGACCGGCAACAACACGCAGAGCAUUCGAGUAGGCGACGUGGUUCAAAUCCAAGAUGACUUCCCAAGGAUACGUUGGAAACUCGCAGUUGUUGAAGAACUGCUUACCGGAAAUGACGGGUUAACACGUGCCGCCAAAAUACGCACGUGUAAUGGACACACAACCAGGCCAAUCGUAAAACUCUAUCCGUUAGAAGUGCUAUGUGGAAGCGAAACCAAGAGAAACUAG
Messenger RNA from Dreissena polymorpha, 1020 nucleotides. RefSeq lists its product as uncharacterized. The transcript is spliced from 2 exons. The coding region runs from base 1 to 1020 and encodes 339 amino acids. Lineage: Eukaryota; Metazoa; Mollusca; Bivalvia; Myida; Dreissenidae. Gene Ontology annotation, biological process: DNA integration. The record is from RefSeq and is a predicted model, not a curated record. Gene Ontology annotation, molecular function: nucleic acid binding.